AACCCGUUGUGUGACUGCAUGCAUCACGUGUACAAACACUUUCCCUUCUGACCAUAUACAAACACGCUCAGUUGUUCUCGAGCAGAAGCUGUGACUCGUUUCGAUAGAAACAAUAUUGCCCAGCACCUGUUUGAUUGGGGAAUCAGAGCAGAUAAGGAGUAAUAUUUUUUUCGUGACCGAACUCUAUAACUGAUGAAUUCUUCUCCCUGUUCCUACCUCCAUUCAUAAGCAGAUUUCGAAAGUAUAACAUGAAUAAAAUCAGCAAUGGAGAACGUUCCACAGAAAACGAAAGAUAUAACGGUUCGACGAAGGCGAUCGAGAUUAAAAAUUUAAAUGAAUACUUCACUAAUUUGACGAGUAAAGGAAUAGCCGAGCAAUAUAAUAGUUUAAAAUUCGGUCCGUCAAAAUCAACCGAAAUCGGGAAGAAAGCGGAAAAUAAAAUGAAAAAUAGGUACAUGGAUUUAUUGCCGUACGACGAUACUCGAGUGAUUUUAAAAAAUCACCCGAAAGAAAAUUCGGAAGUAUCAGAUUACAUUAAUGCCAAUUAUAUUGAUGGUUACAAAAAAGCUAAAGCUUACAUAUCCACUCAAGGUCCAUUGGAAAGAACUAUAAUCGACUUUUGGCACAUGAUAUGGCAAGAAAAAGCUUGCAAAAUUAUCAUGGCUGCCAAUAUUAUUGAAGAUUGCAAGAAAAAAUGUGAGAAGUACUGGCCAGAUACAACAGCUUCUUACGGAGAUAUUACUAUUACUUUACAGUCAGAAAAAUGCUAUCUAGAUUAUACAAUUCGCAACUUUCUGCUCCAUCACAAAGACGGAACGAGUAGACACAUCAGGCAAUAUCACUUCACGGCAUGGCCAGAUCACGGUGUUCCUUUAUACCCCUUAUCUUUAGUAAUGCUUCUGAAGGCUGCAAAAAAGUAUCAGCCGUUCUGCGAGGCCCCGUUAGUUCUUCAUUGUAGCGCCGGCGUAGGUAGAUCCGGCACCGUUAUGCUGUUAGAUGCGGCCAUAGAUAUGGCAGAAAACGAAGGAUACGUAGACAUCGUCAGCAUGUUAGCAAAGAUGAGGCAGAGCAGAUCAAAUUUAGUAGAGACUGUGGAGCAAUUUACAUUUGUAUACAGAGCCCUAGUCGAUUACUUCUGUGGGGAAGUGACGCAAAAAUCGUGCGACGAAUUCCAAACUUAUUAUAAUUUGAAAGAGAGCGAAUCGUCUAAAACUUUAUUAAAACAGCAAUUCGAGAGGCUGAAAGCACUAAUAUCAGUCGAGACGUCUUCAUUAUCGGUUCAAUCUCGAUUUUAUUUCAAGGCUCCGAACAGUUUGACGGGAGAAACAGCGCAUAAUUCGGAUAAUUGCAAACAAGAGCUGAACCAUUUCUACGUUAAUGGUCACGGAAAACGAAAUGCUUACAUUGUAAUCCAGUAUCCAAAAGUAGAAUGCAUUCAUGAAUUCUGGCAAUUAGCAUACGAUGUAGAAUCUAGAAUUAUUAUAGUAUUUGGCCACGCGAAUAGCCAAGAGAACAAAUAUCCUACGUAUUGGCCAGAAUCGAAUACAUUACAUCAAGGGAAUUUAAAAAUCGAUUAUAUUACUUCCGAAUUGAACUUCGGAGUACUAAUUCAUACGUUCAAUCUACGAAAUUCUGUAGAGCCGCAGACUUCUAGGGUAAUAAAGCAGUGUCAUAUUCUGGACUGGGACGAGAGCGAAGAUUGGCCACCUCCGAAAAAUACUAUAAUAAACCUAUUUAACGCAUUAGAAACGUCGUUAAAAGGAAAACCUGUCUUAAUAGUUUACAAGAAUAAUCCUUGCUGCGCAGGAUUCAUCUGUGCAUCCUGGAUCAUCUAUCGUCAAGUAAUCGAAGAUCGCUUAGUCGACGUCUUUACCGCAGUUAGAACAAUCAGGAGGAAUCAACCUUCUUUUAUUAACUCGCUGGAAAGUUAUCAAAAAUUAUAUGACCUAGCAUCGAGUAUCGUAAACGAGAACAAUUCCAAAUUGUGAUAUUUAAUCGGAAAUUAUGGUUGUGCACGAUUUUAAUACGCCGGAAAAACUCUUUCAACGUGUUUUAUCACUGCAUUAACGACUUACAACUUCGUUUUUGAUUGUUUGAAGCUUUGCAAUUAACUUUAAUCGGGUAAUUAAGAAUUAUAAUAAGAAUAAUCAGUUAGCUGAUGAUAAAAUAUUCUAGAAAACUUCAAAACAUAAGUGAGAUUAUUUUCAAUUCUAUAUGAACUCACUCUAACUAGACUCGAUUAACUGGAAGCGCAAUGAUUCUCAUUCCGAAUAAUCUAUUAUUAGGAAGAGGAUCUUAUCUAUUAUUUUAUAUAUUUAUAGAUAUAGACAGUCCUAUUAGUUACAAGAUUUGUGAUCAGACCCUUUCAACGGAGAGUAGAACUAUUAAUGUAUCAUAAUAUAGUAGUUUAGUUGUAGAUUUUUCAGUUUAAAAAAAGUUUUUCAUUAGACAGAUUUAUUUUAUUAGCUCAGUUGGUUAGUAAAAUUCUGUUAAGAAUUCCUCAGGAGUAUUGGGAAUCUGUCAAGGUAUCCCACCAAUCCAAUUAGCUAAUGACUUAUACGUGUCAUAAUUAGGUAAAUGGAGAUUAGUUACUAGAUAUAACUUUACAACUUUAUCAUAAAUUCAGCUUAAUCUUGCAAGUUCAGUAACGAUGUAUCGUUCUAAAUCUUUUUAACGUACAGUACCAAUUAUUCAAUAUCUAGACCAUCACUAACGAUCAUAAGGCGCGAAUAAUCAAAAUUUUCCAUUUUUGUGGCACGUAAAAGAUGGGGGGAACCUAUCACGUUAAUGUAAUUGUGGCAAGUUUCAGCCAUCCUUACAAUGCCAGUUAUCUGCUCAUUAAUUGAUAAAUGCGGGAAAUGAAACCAAUUAUCGGUCUAGAAAUUACUUAGGUAGCGUUUUCUAACCAUUCACACAUUUAUAGAAGGUCACGCACAAAUGUGAUAAUUAAUUCUUUCCUUAUUAACGAAAAUGACGAUUGUACUGGGGCGUGACUUUGAUAACUUUUUAAAUAUUAUAAUUAUUUAUAAUUAAAUCAUUAAGCAUAUUACUUAUUUAUUACUUUUUUGUACAAUUAAAAUUAAUAAAUUUUGUAUAGUAC
This is a messenger RNA of Centruroides sculpturatus (bark scorpion), 3100 nucleotides long. RefSeq names its product receptor-type tyrosine-protein phosphatase kappa-like. Bases 249 to 1988 code for a protein of 579 amino acids. Gene Ontology annotation, molecular function: protein tyrosine phosphatase activity. Gene Ontology annotation, biological process: protein dephosphorylation. The record is from RefSeq and is a predicted model, not a curated record. NCBI's taxonomy places the organism in Eukaryota, Metazoa, Arthropoda, Arachnida, Scorpiones, Buthidae. The transcript is spliced from 19 exons.